CGACGCUGGAUUUUCGCGACGGGCGCAGCGUGUCAGUCAGCACGAUAACAAGAAUAAAGGCUGCAUAGCCACCAGAGCAUUUUCAUGGGAAGUCGCUUCGUCGAGUGCACGUUCAUUUGCCCUUCUCUCGUCUUUGCCGCGAAGCGUACUCGUGAUUUUUGCCCGUAUGCAAAUCGCAUUGCGCUAGGAACACGGGCGAACCAUUUACGACCGGCCUGUUAUUACCCCGGCCGUACUCAGCGACCAGUUAGAGCUUUCCCUAUACAAAUUGAGCUUCGCCAUGACGGACUUGCGUAGACACUGCGCGAUCAUUAUUGAGCACGUUCGCGAGAACAAUGACGAUCGCCGUGACGAAAUGUCCGAUCGGCUCCGACGCUGCGCCAUUGCAUUAUCUUUUGAACUUGCGACACGAAAGACAGGCUGACUUUCCUUCGCAGCUUAGUUUGUGGUUUUCGGCUCCAGCCGGAUCGCUCGUGACGACUAGGAAUCGACGAAUUGCCUCGACAAAAUCGGACAGCUGCGAGUUGCGCUGCCGCCGUUCCCGCCAUCGCCGCCUUUGCCGAUCGUAGCAGGACCAGCCGAGAAAAUAACGUCGAUCAAAAGCUCGAGCGAUCCUCCCCGGAAAGUUUAUAACCCGCACUCGUCGUCGAUCGUUUCGUUGCAUCUCCCGAAAUCUCAUUGAAACUUACAGUCGUCGUCUCCGUAUCCUUCGAUGGCCAGUGCACAUGGUAUUAUUAUUCAAUAAACAAAACACGCCUUUCGCAAACGAGUAGCCAAUGCUCGUUUCUUUCUGUGACUAUCGCUAGCAAUAUUCUUGCCGUAAUCAAGAAUUGCGUGAUUGCGUGAACGUAGCUCAAGUGACUUUCUAUCAUUUCUACAGACAGCAGUAGAUAUAACUGAUUUAUGGAUUGCAACUUGUGAAAUUGCACUUUCUCGUAAUGUCCUUCGCCAACCAACCGAAUGUUUGUGAAUCUGUGCGAUACUUCGAAACCGCACAAACUAUUUUUUAGGAAUGGUUAACGUGGUCAAGGAGGUUAGAAAACGAGCAAAAUUAUUGCAUUUUCACGUUUGUCUUGAUGGAGUUUGCUACAACUUGGAUUUGAUCUCGGAACAAGAUGGGAAAGAGCACACUGGAACAGAACAAUCAUUUCGUAUUACCCGAAGUCGCGAAUAGCGAAGUCGCCGUAUUUGCCAAACGACUCGUUGGCAUUUUCGAAAUACUGAUGACGAAAUUGGAGCUCGCCGCUACCUUACCCCUAAUAAGCUCUGAUGCAAGUAUCCUUAAAAUCGUGAAGGACGAAGAUUCAAAACGACUCCUAAGCACCUUUUUUUCGCAAUUUACUUCUGACCACGACAAUUCAGCAUCAAUCCACACUGAAGAUAUACUGAAAACAGUCGGCGUUAAUUUCGACAAUUCCGGCUCACUGAAACAAAUAGGUCACAGCCAAGUGAAUCAAUCGCGACAAUCCUCCUGUUCGUAUGCUUCCAUCAAAGACCGCAUCGAUGUGUACCAACUUCUUCAAAUCGUAUUAUCGAAUCCGACGUUGUUUCAACUAUCAAAAAGCUUGCAAUCCAACGUGAGAGAAUCAAACUAUUUCCUUCGGCAAAUCAAGUAUUUCAUGGAAUUCGUCGUGUCCAAAGUGCUGUCUAUGCCCGUCGAUGAGAGAGACACGGAGCUGAAUUUCCGUAACGUUUGCGCGCAAAUCGAGCAAUCGAAGCUUGAAAUGCUAGGUAAAAGCACGAUAGCCAGCGCAGCUGCCUGCCCGACAACGAUCACACCUCAUCUUUUCAUAGACCUGACCACUGCUCUGCAAGAUCAAAAAUCUAGACAACGAGCGGAAACCCAGCAGCUGACAAACAAACUCGAUAAUCUUUUGAAUCAAUGGCAGAACAUCGACGAGGAGUACAAUGUUACUGUCAAACAACUAUUGAAUACGUCUAAAGACAAGAGAGAUACAUCUUUGGAAGAGUUUACCGAAAGAAUAAAUAGUCACCGAUCGUUAUUUGAACGAUUGAAAACGCAGCUUGCAAACGAUAAAGCCAACAACAAGAAGAUAGAGCAUGACAUUCAAAUGCAAAAAUUCAAAGUCGAGUCUCAGUUAACGUCGCUGAUCAUGAAAUUUGAUACGGAAAUUGGCGAUCGUCAGGAAACUUACGAUGAGCUGAUGAAAGAAUACGUUGAUUUGGAGCAAGAAAAAUCUCAAUUGACGGAUGCCAUGAACGAACAAUUCAUUAUUUACAACAGUAUUAUAACGGAAAGGGAAGAGAAAGCUUUCGAGGAAUAUAGAGAAAAAUAUAUGAAAUUUGUAAACAACCGAUCGGCUAGAUUAAUUCAAAGAUGGUGGCGAGCUGUCCGCUCGAAGUUGAAGAAAAAAGAUAAAAAGAAGGGAAAAAAGAAGAAGACCAAAGCUUAGCUAACCGAAUGAAGACUCACACGUAUAACUGUUAUAGUUCAAUUUUAAAAGAUGAAUACAAUAAAUUUAGCUGAAAAUAAAGUCAGCUUUUAAGUCGAAGACAUCUGAAAACAAAUUUCACAAAGUCUAUCAAUGCAGCUUCGUUACAGUCGGAAGCUGAUUUGAAAACACUUGUGUUUUUGUAAUAAUCUAUAGUCUUCACUUUUCUAAAAUUCAAAAAUAUAUGUAAAAGAACAUUUUCAAUCAAAUAAUGUAAAAAUAUUUGUUUGGAAAAUUACAAAAUUUCUGUUGAUAAUUCUAAAUUGUUUCCAUUUUUAUGUAUUUCAUUUGAAAGUAUCCAACUCGAUAGUUGAAUAAAAUCGAAGGUCAAUAAUAAUUUAUUAUUCAUUCGUUAUAUUUUGUUCAACUCAGGUCUGUCCUAAAGUUACGAAGUAAACGUCCGCUGUCCAAUAACAACUGUAUUUUUUAUACUUCGUUAUUGGCCAAAGUAUAGACAAAAUAUUAAUAAAAAUAUUUAAGCCAAAGUAUAUUAUUUUGGAAAAUGACACAUGUCAGGAUAAAAAGCUUUACUGACUAAUUCACUGAAGAUUUUUAUUACUCUAUGUCGCCAUAGCGUCAACGUUUUCUUGGUACCAUAGCAAUUAUCAGUUUGAUGUAAGUAAAUUGAACCUUCUGCACAUAUUAUUAGAAAUCAAAGUUUAGGAGAAGAAUUCAUGUACAUUUAUCAAAUUCGCUUUGAUUGCGGAUAGAUGCUAUGAGAACGAUGUAAUAAGAAAAACGCUCAAGCGAGAAAUUCUCGAAGAAAAACUUAGUGAUAAAAUAUGAGUUGCUUGUCUAUGAAGUGAUAAAAACCGUAUUGUCCAGAGCUCUUUCAUCGUUUUUUACGAACAGCUAACGGGCAUUUUUGUUAAUCGCUAGGUAUAGUAUACAAUUAAUUUAAUAAUAUAUUAAUAUGAAUAUUUAUUAAUAUAAUAUUUAAUAUUAAUUUAAUA
Molecule: messenger RNA, 3406 nt
Organism: Phymastichus coffea
Lineage: Eukaryota; Metazoa; Arthropoda; Insecta; Hymenoptera; Eulophidae
Product: dynein regulatory complex protein 10
Exons: 8
Coding region: 1116-2414 (432 amino acids)
Source: RefSeq, a predicted model, not a curated record